Messenger RNA from Ficedula albicollis (Collared flycatcher), 2974 nucleotides. RefSeq names its product DDB1 and CUL4 associated factor 17 (gene DCAF17). Gene Ontology annotation, biological process: protein ubiquitination. Lineage: Eukaryota; Metazoa; Chordata; Aves; Passeriformes; Muscicapidae. The record is from RefSeq and is a predicted model, not a curated record. Gene Ontology annotation, cellular component: Cul4-RING E3 ubiquitin ligase complex. The coding region runs from base 1 to 2079 and encodes 692 amino acids. The transcript has 16 exons.
AUGACUGUGCCAACAAUUUGGGAUGUAGCUCUAAAAAUACAAAAACGAAGUGUCACACAUCUUAAGAAGUUUCUGUUGACUUGGAGUUUUAAAAGGGUUUCAACAAAUCUCUUGACCUUCCCCCCAGGUCCCGGUACACUCAAUCCCACACCGCCGGACCCGAAAGCUACCACUAACAAAACUUUCCUGCCUUUAUUUAAAAAUGCGACGGGUAAAACGCUUCCGUCGGUACGCCCCGCACGUCGAGCGCCCGCAUCCUCCAGCGCAGGUCGGCGGGCAGCCCGGCCGGGGCAGAGCUCCCGGUGCGCGGGCGGCUCCGCGGUACCGGCCGGCGAUUCUCACCAAGCCCUGCGCAGCGCCUGCUCCUGGCGGCGCCUGACGAGCGCCGAGGCCGCAGCGCUCCCGCACGGCGCGGGGCCUGGCCCUGCAAGGCUGCACGCCCUGCCGAGAGCGAGCCUGGAGCGGGGGAGAAAGGCGGUCGCGCCCCGAGGGCCGAGAACAUGCCCGCAGGCGGCCGCCGGCGGGGGCAGGAGCGCCCUGCGGGCGUGCGGGGUGCACAACGUCUGCCGCCUCCUCACCCGCAGGGCCCACGGCUUCUACGCCAGAGAUGCUGGUGUCGCCCUCAGGAAGAACCUGGGACUCCUCCGAAAGAUCAUGUGCCAGCCAGGUCAAGCCCCUUCUCUGAAGUCCCCCCUUCAGCACCAGUUGUACUUUGUCCACGAGAAUACUAAUGAUCAGCAAUCAUUUUCUUCUAGCAUUGCACAACAGCCAAGACUGAUUUAUCAAAAGUCAAAGUGUGCCAAGUCUGAAAAAAUAGAAGAUGCUUUAUUAUUGGAAUGCCCACUGGGGGAAAUGCUCCCAAGUCCAUCAGAUUAUAAAGCUUCCCUGAUAGUCUUGACAGUGCAGAACUGGCUUCUACGUCUCUCUGCUGAUAGUGGAGAAGUACUGGAAAAAGUGUAUCUUGCUGGUUCCUGUUGCAAAUUCUUCAGGUAUCUGAGCUGGGAUACUCCUCAAGAGGUAAUGAUUGUGAAGUCAGCUCAGAAUAAGCUCCCUGCAGCAGCACGGCAGGCAGGAAUCCAACAGACAGUAUUGUUUUAUCUUGCUGUAUUCCAAGUUUUGCCUCUUUCAUUCAUUGGAAUGCUGGAAAUAAACAAAAAGAUUUUUGGUAACAGUGUGACAGAUGUUGCUGUUUCUAAUGGAAUCCUGAUUGUAAUGUAUAGCAUGGGUCUGGUCAGACUUUAUAACUUCAAGGCCAUUUUGGAACAGUUCAUGGAACAACCAGUUGAUUUGGGACAAGAAUUCAACUGGAAUGGUCAGGUUGGAGUUGUAGGAAAGUUUCCAUUUGGUCUUCCAUGUAACAUUAAAAUAACAGAUACUCCUCCUUUGCUAUUUGAAGCAUCUUCUCUGGAGAAUGCCUUUCAAAUUGGAGGUUACCCUUGGCAUUAUAUCAUCACACCUAACAAGAAAAAACAUAAAGGAAUCUUCCAUAUUUGUUCUCUGAAAGACAAUGCUUUGGCAAAAAAUGGCAUACAGGAGAUGAAAUGCUGUUCACUUGAACCUGACUGGAUAUAUUUCCAUCCAGAUAUGUCAGGUAGAAUAAUCCACGUGGGACCAAAUUUGAUAAAAGUCUUAAAGCUUAAGGAAGUUAAAAAUCAUGCAGAUCAAAUGGAGAUUGCAGAAGAUUUUACGAUUGUAGCCAACAGAGAAAACUGUGUGAACAACAGUGUUACUGUAACAGCUUCUGGCCGAGUGGUGAAAAAGCGUUUUACCUUGCUGGAUGAUGACCCAGAACAAGAGACAUUCAAAAUUGUGGACUAUGAAGAUGAAUUGGAUUUAUUAUCCACUGUGGCAGUUACUCAGAUAGGAGCUGAUGGAAGAGCUCACCUUGACUUUCAUUGCAAUGAACAUGGGAUUCUACUUAAGAGUAUUCCAUUAAAGGAGUCCUGGGAUGUGACUUACAGCCAUGAAGUUUACUUUGACAAAGACCUUGUAUUACAUAUAGAACAGAAGCCUAACAGGAGAUUCAGUUGUUAUGUUUACCAAAUGGUAUGUGAUACUGCAAAAGAUGAUGAUUCUUAAUGUUAUUAAAAAACCAGAAAGUGUUAAGUAAAAAAAGGAGGGAGAAUUUUUGUAUAUAUUUAAGCCAUAAACACCAGCGACAGAGUCUUUUGGAUGCUAUUUAAGGAUACUGCAAAAGAUGAUGAUUCUUAGUGCUAUAAAAUAAACUCAGAAAGUGUUUAGUAAAAAAAUGAGGGAGAAUUUUUGUAUAUAUUUAAGCCAUAAACACCAGCUACAGAGACUUUUAGAUGCUAUUUAAGGACUCCAUACAUAGUAGUCAACUACUGUUUUUCUGGCUGCAUUUAAUCUUAACAUUUUUUACUACUACAUAAGGUCUUGUUUCUUUUUUUCUUUGUGACACUGUAUGCUUGCCUGUAGUUCAUGGCUUUUCAUGUAUUCACCAGUUCACCAUUAAUGCUAGAUGCAGCAUUUAUUGAUUCUCUUCAGCAAUAGGAUUGAAAUACUGGACAUCAAGAAGAAAGACAUGGACUUACUUAUUAUCUACCAUCUGCUGUGCUCUGUCUUCUAUAGUUUUACCUAUGCAACUCUAAUGAUGCCUUGAGAGGCUACUGAGAACAGAGGCUAGGCAGUGUUAAAGGAAUAUAGUAGGUAUUUAUUAAAAGGCCUUCAAAGAACACAGCUUGGGAUGUACAAGAGCCCAGCCAUCGCUCCACCCAAGAUGGAUGAUGGGUCACGUUUUCACACUUUUAUAAGUUUUGGUCCAUUUACAUACGGGAGUGAAUGGUCCAACUACAGCUUUAGGUUAUAGAGUCUCAUCCUCUCAGAUUGCUCUUCUCAGUUCGCUGUUGUUUAUACUUCUUGGGCCUGAAGCUGUAGUGGUGUCCUUGGUUCUCGGGCUGGAAAAAGAUUGUUUUUUCUAACUGAACUAUGAGGAGAACUUGCUAACACUUUAUAU